Messenger RNA from Plasmodium gonderi, 1812 nucleotides. Its product is annotated as tryptophan--tRNA ligase. The transcript has 3 exons. Gene Ontology annotation, cellular component: mitochondrion. Bases 1 to 1812 code for a protein of 603 amino acids. Gene Ontology annotation, biological process: tryptophanyl-tRNA aminoacylation. Gene Ontology annotation, molecular function: tryptophan-tRNA ligase activity; ATP binding. NCBI's taxonomy places the organism in Eukaryota, Apicomplexa, Aconoidasida, Haemosporida, Plasmodiidae. The record is from RefSeq and is a predicted model, not a curated record.
AUGAGAAACGAACGAGUACUUAUUUUAUCCUUCCUUCUGAUGCUUCAGAGUAUGUUAUGUGCAAAUGGCAGAAGAGGACACAAGAAAGUCUAUCCAACAUUUCUUUUUAAAACUGACAAAGUAAUAAAACAGAAAUUUAAAUUUAAAUCUAAAUACAAGCUCAAAAGUAGUCGUACCUUCUUAACUGGAAUUAAGCCUAGUGGUAACAUACAUCUGGGAAACUACAUUGGAUGCUUGAACCCAAUCAUAAAUGUAGAGGCGACGAAAAUAAAGAACAUGUGUGAGAAAAGUAAAACAGCAAAUCUUGUGAAUAUAAACAAAAUAAUAAUAAUAGCUGACUUGCACUCACUAACAAAUAUAAAUAAUAUCUUCACUUUGAAACAAAAUGUUAUCCAUUCAGUAAAUAUUAUCCUUUCUCUAAUAAUAGACAUGUAUGUAAAAAAAAAAAAAUACAUAGACGUACUUAUAAAUAAUGUAAAAUUAGAAGAUUUGUUAAAAUUGUUUAAAAUAAAUAAAUUCUUAAGUGAUGAAAAAUUGAACAACCUUGAACCUAGCACUAAGGAGUCUCAUAAAAUGUACUCCUUUUUGAAUUGUCAAUCGAGAAAUGAUAAAUCAAAUGUACCAAAUGAUCUUAGGAUAUUAUUAUCAGACGAGAUGGAUAAUUUGUCCAAUGUGCAAAGCACACAAGUAAAUAAAAAAAUGAAAGAAAAAAAGCAUGAGGCACAACAAAUGAAUUCUAAACAAUACAUAAAACAAAGACACUCUUUCUACAUAUUUAAACAAUCAGACAUUGCACAACACAUGUCACUUUAUUAUUUAAUAAACUCAUUUACGUCAAUUAAUUUAUUAAACACACAUAUACAUAUAAGGAAUGUGACAAAAGACAAAUCAGUUGCUUUACUUUCAUAUCCAAAUUUAAUGCUAGCUGAUAUUUUAUUAUACGAGCCCGAUUACUUAAUAGUAGGAGAAGAUCAAAAAAAAAAUAUAGAAAUAAUUAAAAAAAUUUCCAAAAAAAUAAAUUCGUACUUUCCUGACAUUAUAAAAUUGCCAAAAAUAUAUUCAUCAAAAUUUAAUAUCCAAAUAAUGAACUUAGAUGGACACAAAAAAAUGAGCAAAGAUAAUGAUACCUCAUUAAAUGAAAAAAAGCUACACAAUAUUAUUUACCUGUUUUAUGAAAAACAUAUAAUAGAAAAAAAAAUUAAAAAAGCUAAAACAGAUAAUUAUAAUAAUUUAAUAUAUGCUCAACCUGGGAGAAGAGAAAUUAACAAUCUUAUGAAUAUAUUUUUCUUUUUUUAUUAUUACAAAAUGAAAUCUAUCCAUACCCCACUAAAUCAACAGACACAUAUCACACCACACCAAGAACACAUAGAUGAACUCUUCUUACAUAAACAUGAACAAGUUAUACACAAAUAUCAUCCACCCUUUUCCACCACUUUAGAAAAUGUAAAUAACUCCAACAAUAAUAAUACAUCCUUGUAUAGCAAUUCUAAACAAAAUGACAAUAUUAUCCUUCAAAUGUCUGCAAAAAAAAUCAAUGAAGGAAAAUUAUAUCUCACACGAAACAACAUAAAUUCAAAUAUUAAUCCACAAAUUGGAAAUCAUAUUUUAUCCUUCUACAAUAAUAAUUAUUCCGUAUUCAAAUAUGAAUUGUCUAACCUUAUUUACGAUCAUUUUCUGCUUUCAAAGUAUAUACAUUCUCUUCUUCAAAUGAACAAUAAUCUGGUUAAUCAAGUUUUAAAGGAUGGUAAAAAAUGCAUCUCUACCAUGGCCAAAAAAAACUUCCAGAUUUUCAAAAAUAGGCUCAAUAUUUAG